This is a messenger RNA of Fopius arisanus, 1212 nucleotides long. NCBI's taxonomy places the organism in Eukaryota, Metazoa, Arthropoda, Insecta, Hymenoptera, Braconidae. The record is from RefSeq and is a predicted model, not a curated record.
AUGAUGCUUGAGAAAUUGAAAGAUCCCUUCCUUAGAAGUAAUUUUCCUCCAGAGUUUGAAAAAUUAUUCAACGUGUGUCGAAUUGCUCUGCGCGCGUCUGGCAUUCUCGCCAUCAACUCAAUCUUCUACAAGUCGAAAGAAACACCAAAUUUGAGGAUAGUGUAUUAUUUCCUCGGAAUAUUGCCAGUUGUUUUCGUCUUCAUUUGUGAAACUUUGAGCAUAAUCCACUUUUGGGGAUCGAAUGUUUAUUUGGCUUUGGAGAUAGCGACUUCAGUGCUGAGUGGAUUUGUGGUCAUAGUGCAGGGAUUCUGCAUGUACUACUCUAGGGAAUCCUUUCUGGACCUCAUAGCGUCGAUCCGUGAUUUAUGGAAAGCCCGGAUUCAUGAUAUUGAUGAUAAUGCAGUAAGAAAAGUCAAAGCUGCGCACUUUUUUACACAGUUUUACGCUAUUCUUGUGAUAGCUCUUGCCAGCAGCUACACUCUUCGACCUUUUUGUCUGCUACUAGGACACAUCGUAACCAGCAAGAAUGAGACGUAUGACUUGAGCCAAACAGCCUACCCCGCAAUCUACCCAUUCCGAAUCGACAGCUUGAAUAAAUACGUCAUAUGUAUUUCCGUAGAAUUUCUCAUAUUUAUCAGCGUAGGUGCAUGGUGGAUAGCUGCCGACAUGGUUUUUCUACAAUUAGCGACGCAUUUGUCUCUGCAAUAUCAAAUACUGAACGAUGAACUUAUGACGCUCGCAACUCAAAAUGGUUCAUCUACAGCGAGUAAUAACGCGUUGAUUCACCAAUUGGAUUCUAUCGGCAAACGGCACACCCAUUUAUUGCUAUUGUCCAAGAAAUUCCAUCGAAUAUUCAGCCCCAUAUUACUGGUCCUCAUGCUGGUGACAAGCGCUAACAUCUGCAUAUGCAUUAUAAACCUUCAGGAGGCACUUGCUCACCGGAAUUAUGCAGAGGUCAACAAAUGUGUUGUACAUACUGCCGUUACGAUGAUUCAACCAGCCAUUUACUGCAUAUAUGCUGAUGAACUCGUUGAGAGAGUUGAGGAAACGACAACUGCAGCAUAUGAAUGCGCUUGGGUGGGUCAGUCCCAAAAUUUCCAAAAAUCAGUGCGACUCGUGGCCAUGUGUGCGCAGAAAGGUCUAAACUUUCGGACCUUCGGAUUUUUCAACGUUGACCUGACACAGCUGACACAGGUGCGAUCACCAGAAUAA